Cryptotermes secundus is the source of this 1695-nucleotide messenger RNA. Its product is annotated as D-arabinitol dehydrogenase 1. The coding region runs from base 42 to 1097 and encodes 351 amino acids. The transcript has 7 exons. The record is from RefSeq and is a predicted model, not a curated record. Gene Ontology annotation, molecular function: oxidoreductase activity; zinc ion binding. NCBI's taxonomy places the organism in Eukaryota, Metazoa, Arthropoda, Insecta, Blattodea, Kalotermitidae.
GCAUCAAUAAUCUAGAAAUCAUAUUUUAUGUUUCAGGAAACAUGCCACCCCACACAAUGGAAGCUAUUCAGUUUGACAGAAAGAAAGAACAGAUUUUGCUCAUUAAAGCACCUUACCCCAUCAAACCUAUCAAGAAUGAGGUAAUUGUGGAGGUUGCUUAUGCUGGAAUUUGUGGAACUGAUCUUCAUAUAGCUGAGGGAGCAUUCCCUUGUCGUGAUGAUCCUGUCAUUUUGGGACAUGAGUUCAGUGGAGUAGUAUCUGCUGUUGGGCCAGAGGUCACUCAUCUGAAACCUGGUGACCAUGUUGCUGUGGAUCCAAACAGCGGCUGCCACUAUUGUGAGCUGUGUCACGGGGGUAACUACCACCUCUGCAAGGUGGGAGGAAUCAACAACACGGUUGGAAUAUGGAAGGAUGGUGGCUGGGCUCAGUACUGCAAGGUGGCUGCCGAGCAGGUGCACAAGGUUCCUCAUCAUAUCACACUGGAGCAAGCUGUCCUUGCAGAGCCCUUGUCAUGUAUAUCGCAUGGGUGGGAUCGGAUUGCUCCCAUUCCUGUGGGCUCCAGAAUCCUAAUCCUUGGAGCAGGAAUCAUUGGCAACCUGUGGGCCAGUGUUCUGCACCUUCAAGGACAUCGCAGAGUGAUCGUCAGUGAGCCGCAAGAGGCACGCAGAAAACUCAUGAUGAACUUAGAGACCAACUUUGACAUCAUCACACCUGAUGAACUAAAGGCUCACCGAGCCAAGGACCCAAGCUGGGGUGUGGACCUGGUGAUCGACUGUAGUGGCUACGCCCCCGCUAUGGAAGAGGCCCUGCUACUCAUCAGCCCUGGAGGAAAAAUGUGUAUUUUUGGCGUUACAUCACCACAAGCCAGAAUAAGCAUUUCCCCAUUCCAGAUGUACAUGGAUGAGCUGACUAUCAUCGCAGUCAACAUCAACCCCUUCAGUUUCCCCAAGGCAAUGGGCUGGAUUGAUGCCAUGGGCUCCAGGUAUCUGGACUAUGGGCAUCUUGGCAUCAAGACAUAUACUCUUAGCCAGUACAAAGAGGCUCUGGAAGCCCUGAAGAAGGGAUCCAUUGCUAAAGCAAUAUUUAAAAUUAAGUGAGAGAACUUGAAGUGCUCAGAGUUGCAACCAAACACACAUGCCUUUGGCAGAAAAUCUGGACAUGUAGAAAUGUCUGCAUUGUGACACUGUGAAUCUGUCCACUGAUUCUGAAAAUACAUAACCAACAGACCCUCUCUGCAAUUAGAGUAAUAAUAUCCACAGAAAAAUUUUCAGAUUUUCACAGUGGUGAGUGUUCAAUGUGGUCUUUGGAGCUGAGACACCACAUAGUCUUGCAGAUGCAUACCAAUGUUUAGAGGAACAUCCUGCCUCAUUAUUCAGGGUCAAAGUUUGUAGAGAAUACAAUCAUGUAUAUACAGGCAGGCUGCGAGGAAGGUACUCAGACCCAUGGUAGGGGGAGAGGAGAUAAGAGUGCAGUGAAGGUCAAUAGGAACGGUGAAGAGGAACUGUAAGAGCAAAUUAAUGGCCCUUCACAGGGUCCAGAACAAUUCCAUUGCAUGAAGGAUAUGGAACUGUCUGAAGAUGCAGGCAGCAUGUUCCUGUGAAAUGUUAAGAGUCAGCCUACAAUAAUAACACAUGAAGUAUGAAUCUACAAGACUGUAUUCCACAAAUAUACUCACGCUGUACACUUCUAAGAGAA